Cricetulus griseus (Chinese hamster) is the source of this 1619-nucleotide messenger RNA. NCBI's taxonomy places the organism in Eukaryota, Metazoa, Chordata, Mammalia, Rodentia, Cricetidae. The record is from RefSeq and is a predicted model, not a curated record.
ACGCGGGACGAACUAGGACUUAAAUACGCUGGCACCAUGACGCUGAGGCUCUUGGAAGACUGGUGCAGGGGGAUGGACAUGAACCCUCGGAAGGCACUAUUGGUUGCUGGCAUCCUCCCGACCUGCGGAGUGGCAGACAUCGAGGAGGCCCUGCAGGCUGGCCUGGCUCCCCUGGGGGAGCACAGACUGCUUGGGAGGAUGUUCAGGAGGGAUGAGAACAAGAAUGUAGCCUUGGUGGGGCUUACAGUAGAGACUAGCAGUGCUCUGGUUCCCAAGGAGAUACCUGGAAAGGGGGGUGUCUGGAGAGUGAUCUUUAAGCCUCCUGAUGCUGAUAAUGAGUUUUUAUGCAGAUUAAAUGAGUUUUUAAAGGGGGAGGGCAUUACGAUGGGUGAAUUGACCAGAGUUCUUGGGAAUCGAAAUGGCCCUCUCAGACUAGGCCAGGGCAUGAUCCCUGAAAUUCGAGCCCCCAUGUUGGCACAGGCAUUAGAUGAGGCUCUUAAGCCUACCCUGCAGUAUCUGAGGUACAAAAAGCUUAGUGUAUUUUCAGGCAGGGAUCCUCCAGGACCAGGAGAAGAAGAAUUUGAAUCUUGGAUGUUUCAUACUUCUCAGGUAAUGAAAACAUGGCAGGUGUCUGAUGUAGAGAAAAGAAGGCGGUUGAUAGAGAGCCUAAGAGGCCCAGCGUUUGAAAUUAUUCAUGUUCUCAAGAUAAACAAUCCUUUCAUUACAGUUGCAGAAUGCCUGAAGACCCUUGAGACAAUAUUUGGGAUUAUUGAUAAUCCUAGGGCAUUGCAAGUCAAAUACCUUACUACUUACCAGAAGGAUGGUGAAAAGCUGUCUGCGUAUGUUCUAAGGUUAGAGCCUUUAUUACAAAAAUUGGUACAGAAAGGAGCAAUUGAGAAAGAAGUUGUGAAUCAGGCCCGCCUAGACCAGGUCGUUGCUGGAGCAGUCCACAAGACAGUUCGAAGAGAACUUGGACUGCCAGAGGGUGGCCCAGCCCCAAGUUUACUUCAGUUACUUGCACUGAUAAAUGACAAGGAGGCAGCAGAGGAGGAGGAAGAGGUCCUUCGUCAGGCCGAAUUAGAAGGGUAUUUCACUUGACCCAAGACUGGCAAGGAUGUCAUGAUGAGCAGAACAUGAUGGAAGAAUUCAUAUCAGUGAUCAGCCCAUUCCCACUUGUGCUGCCAAAGUAGCUUACCCUUUGUUGUGUUCACCUUAUUGAAUGUCUCCCUAAUGUAUUACUGACAUGAACAAUGUCAUUCUACACUGAUAAUUAAAUCAAAAGAUGAGUCAUUCUACUAGUGCAGUGUCCUAGGAGGCAAACAAAUUCACUUGCACGUGUAAUAGUCUUAUGUGACCAUAUUAUUGGUAAUUGAUAGUUUUCAAGUGUUGCCCACAUUUAUGGUGAAGACCCUGAGCCAAGGCUGGCUAAGAUAGUCAGGGUAUAUAUAUCAGUUAUUGAUUCUGUGCGAUCAAAAAGCACAAUUGAAUGCUGAGGUUAAGUCUACAACAGCUAUCUUUAGGUUUAUGAUGUAUCUGAUGUGUUGUCAAAGUGUCUGGUUCUAAAUAUCAUUUUCUUGAUGUUAUAAUAUUGAAUAAAUAAAGAAAUGCUAGUAAUAAAA